Messenger RNA from Branchiostoma belcheri (Belcher's lancelet), 1709 nucleotides. Its product is annotated as autophagy-related protein 101-like. Bases 92 to 748 code for a protein of 218 amino acids. The record is from RefSeq and is a predicted model, not a curated record. The transcript has 2 exons. Gene Ontology annotation, cellular component: phagophore assembly site. NCBI's taxonomy places the organism in Eukaryota, Metazoa, Chordata, Leptocardii, Amphioxiformes, Branchiostomatidae. Gene Ontology annotation, biological process: autophagosome assembly; autophagy.
UCGCGUUUAUGGUAGACUCCAAAAUCAACAUGGACGAAGCGCUUCCAAAAUAUUUUUCAUCUACGGAGAGAGAAAGGCUCGGGUAUUGAAGAUGAACGCGAGAACGCAGACGUUUGAACUGUCGUGUGAAGGUCGGCAGAUCGAAGAGGUCCUGUUAGGAAUCUUUCACACCAUCCUAUUCCACAGAACGACGGGGAAAUUCCACUACAAAAAGGAAGGAACCUACUCCAUAGGCACAGUAGGUGUUGUUGACGCUGACUGCGACUUUGUUGACUUCACUUACGUCCGCUGCGACUCGGACGAGCUCGAUCGGAGCCUGAAACGCGAAGUCGCGUCGUUCAAGGACGCCCUGAGAAAGGUGGAAGGUCCCUGCGAGGGACAAAUCUCCCUGGAGUUCUUCCAGAAGAAGCGAAGUCGGUGGCCGUUCCCUGCAGAGAGUAUCCCUUGGGAGGUGUGGACGCUGAAGCUGAAUGUCAUUGACCUGAGCAGUGAGAGUGAGCGGCAGAUCUGCCGGGAGAAGGUCGGCGAGAAGCUGGCGGAGAAAGUCAUCUGCAUCGCGGAGGCCAUGAAUCGACACGAGUUCCUCCCUAAGAACCCAAACGAGCCGGACCUGGACAACGUGUUUGACACCAGCUUCCCAGACGUGCAGCCCUACCUGCACAAGAUCACGUUCGAGACGGGGAGUUCCAGUGGGGCAAAUGUGGGCCUGACUGUCAGAAGACUCUUCAGAGACACUUUGGCCAUAUGAGAAGUUAUUUGACUGAGACUGUGUGAGAGGAAAUGUAAUCAGUCAAUGUUGAAGAUUAAUGUUAAAAGGUUGAAAGGACUAUGAAGGAAGUUGUCAGCAAAAGAUGUUUGGGUUUUGCCUUCGUCAUACAUUGUGCCCACUUUCCCACCACAUGUUUUUCCUAUCAGCAUAUAGUGUAACAGUUACUAUUGUAUGCUACGAAAAUAGCAGGCCAGUGGAGCCAAAAGUAUCAACCAAAAGCCAGCAGCUAACUAGAUUACUGCUGAAUGGAUUUUUCAAUGAUGCAACCUAUAAACUGUUGAACUCACUAAUCAAUUAAAGCUUGUACAGUGUAGAGGUCCAGAAUGUUGGAGGAUGGAUCCUAAGGACCUUCCUGUGAAAGACACCUGAUGGACUGGCUAUAGAUAUGUACACAUCAACUACUGGUUUAGUACUGGAUGUCAUAGUCAUGUACAAUAUGUACUGUGCAGUGCAUGUCAAAGAGGUGAUGUUCUGUUACAUUUAUUCAGUCUCAAAUGUGAUUUAGCCAAAAUAUUAGUAGUACUUGUACUUGCUGAUGAAAAAGUUCUACAUGAAUGCUACCGGGUAUAUUGCAAGUGAUAUACAUAUACACAUGAAUAUAUUCAGUAUAUUCAGGUAGUAUGACAAUUUGCUUUUGUUAUAUGUCAAAGAAAACACAACAACACUACAGUUCUCUAUUUCAUGCUUAUAUGCGUAUGUGUGAAUAUAGUUGAGAAUGAUUGUAAUGUUUGGAUUCCCCCUUUGGAUGACUGUUGUUGCUCGAUAAUGGUUCAUUUUCCUGCAAAUCAGAUAAUAUUUCUGUGAAUGUUUUAUUAAUGUGUAAAGAGACAAAAACAAUGUAAAUGGUGUACAUUUUACAAGAAUGUCUUGACUGUUUUGAGUGAUGUACCAGUAAAUUGUUUCAUUUGUUACACAAAUGAAGUGUAAGUCUGCUUGUGUU